AUGAGUGCGUCGCCGCUCCUCGCGAUCCCGACCGACACGCUGCACAAGUCGACCUCGCCGGCGGCUGCGGUGCGGUCGCCGUCGGGGCUGCCGUCGCGGCCGUUGACAAACGACAGCAUGGCUGCAGGAGGACGUGGGACAGCGCCAGCACGACGAGCCAUCCCGAUGGACGUGGCCGAGCGGCUGAACGAGGAGGAGAAGAAAAAGUACAUCAAGGGAAAGGAGCUUGGCGAGGGCACGUACGCGGUCGUGUUUGAAGGCCGUCUGCGCACAGACCCGACGCAGCUGGUGGCCAUCAAGAAGAUCAAGGUGCAGAAGGAGUACAGCGACGGGAUCGCGCCGGAUGCGGUGCGGGAGAUCAAGUUUUUGCAGGAGCUGCGCCACGCCAACAUCAUCCGGCUGCACGGCGUCUACAGCACGCGCGACCAGAACCUGCAUCUGGUGCUGGAGCACUUGCCACGCGGCGAUCUGGAGAUGCUGAUCCGCGACACGGCCGACAUCCGCUACGGCGCUGCCGACAUCAAGGCCUGGAUGGGCAUGUUGUGUCGUGCCGUCGCCUUCUGCCAUGACCGCGCUGUGCUGCACCGCGACAUCAAGCCCAACAACUUGCUCGUCGCUGCUGACGGCGCCCUCAAGCUGGCCGACUUCGGCCUCGCUCGCGCCUGUGCCGAUCCCUAUCGCCCCAUGACCGCCAACGUGAUCACCCGCUGGUAUCGCCCCCCGGAGCUGCUCUUUGGCGCUCGCCACUACACCGGCGCCGUCGAUGUCUGGUCGGUCGGCCUCGUCUUCGCCGAGCUCGUCAUCCGCAACCCCUAUCUGCCCGGCAAUACCGAAGUCGAACAGAUCGCCCUCGUCUGUCGCGCUCUCGGCACCCCGACCGAAGACAACUGGCCCGGUGUCUCCCGCCUCGACGCCUAUGCCGUGCCCACCGAUCGCGUCUAUCCCGUGCCUACGCGCGACGUCUUUCUCGGCCCCUUUGGCACCGUUGGCCCCGACGGCGUCGAUCUUCUCAUGCAUUCCCUCGUCCUCGAUCCACGUCGCCGCAUCUCCGCCCGCGGCAUGCUCCAGCACCCCUGGUGGCACGUCGACCCACGUCCCACCCCCAUCCAGGACCUGCCUCGCCGUCAUGUCCCGUCCGAGAAGGACCGCGAGCGCAUGGCUGCCGAUCUGAAGCGGCGUCCGGGUGUCGAGGAUGACCGGGGGGCCAAAGUAGCCCGACGACUCGAUUUUGGGAGGAAGUGA
Molecule: messenger RNA, 1242 nt
Organism: Grosmannia clavigera kw1407
Lineage: Eukaryota; Fungi; Ascomycota; Sordariomycetes; Ophiostomatales; Ophiostomataceae
Product: serine/threonine-protein kinase
Exons: 2
Coding region: 1-1242 (413 amino acids)
Biological process (GO): protein phosphorylation; positive regulation of transcription by RNA polymerase II
Cellular component (GO): cytoplasm; transcription factor TFIIK complex; nucleus
Molecular function (GO): RNA polymerase II CTD heptapeptide repeat kinase activity; cyclin-dependent protein serine/threonine kinase activity; ATP binding
Source: RefSeq, a predicted model, not a curated record